Meleagris gallopavo (turkey) is the source of this 6115-nucleotide messenger RNA. The record is from RefSeq and is a predicted model, not a curated record. NCBI's taxonomy places the organism in Eukaryota, Metazoa, Chordata, Aves, Galliformes, Phasianidae.
CACUGGGACUCUGUAGUGCAGCCGUUGGUCCCUUUUGACCUCAAGCAACUCUUUAUUUCACAGGAUCAAAGAGAUCGAAGUUACUCAACUGUGAAAACCACCUCAACAGCCGUGACAGUCAAUAACCUGAAGCCUGGAACCCUCUAUAUUUUCCAAAUCCGGACAUCUUCCUCGCAGGACUACGGCAACUACAGCCCCAGCAUUGAAGUGGAGACGUUGGCUGAGCUGACAGUGGCCUCAAAUGAGCAGAAUCCUGUCCUUAUCAUCAUAGUGGUGGCCAUCGCAGGGCUGACGGUGUUGGUGUCCAUGGUGGUCGGCAUGAUGGUCUGGAGGAGGCAGUGUGGGUACAGCAAAGCCAGCCAGGAUGGAGAUGAGGAGCUUUACUUCCACUUCAAAAUACCGACCAGGAGGACAUACAUCGACCCGGACACUUGCGAAGAUCCCAUGCAGGCUGUGCACCUCUUUGCCAAAGAGCUGGAUAAUGCCAGUAUUAAAAUCGAGAGGAUCAUCGGGACAGGAGAGUUUGGUGAGAUCUGCCGGGGGUGCCUGAAGCUGCCCAGCAAGAGGGAGCUGCCAGUGGCCAUCCAGACACUGCGGGCUGGCUGUUCUGCCAAGCAGCAGCGCUGCUUCCUGGCCAAGGCGUGCACCAUGGGUCAGUUCGACCACACCAACGUCAUCCGGCUGGAGGGAGUCAUCACCAGAGGGAGCACCAUGAUGAUAGUGAUGGAGUACAUGGGGAACGGAGUGCUGGACUCUUUCCUCAGGAAACACGAGGGCCAGCUCACGGCCAGUCAGCUCCUCAGCAUGUUGCAGGGGAUCGCUGCUGGCAUGAAAUACCUGGCAGAGAUGGGUUACAUACACAAAAGCCUGGCUGCCCACAAAGUCCUGGUGAACAGCAGCCUGGCUUGCAAAAUCACAGGAUUCAGACGGCCACAGGAAGAUAAGAUGGAGACCAUCUUCUCCACCAUGCGUGGGAAGAGCCUGGUGCUGUGGUCAGCCCCUGAAGCCAUCCAGUACCACCACUUCAGCCCAGCCAGUGAUGUGUGGAGCUUUGGCAUCGUCAUGUGGGAGGUGAUGUCCUAUGGUGAGAGACCCUACUGGGACAUGUCCCACCACGAUGUGAUGAAGGCAGUGGAGGAUGGCUUCCGCCUGCCUGCCCCAGCACACUGCCAGCCACCGUUGCACCAGCUGAUGCUGGACUGCUGGCAGAAGGAACGCAGCCAGCGCCCCAAAUUCUCCCACAUCCACGACGUCCUCAGCAAGAUGCUGCAGAGCCCAGAGCCGCCUCCAUGCACCAGGUCCCGCAGCACCAUGCCCCUCACCGAGCGCUCCUUCGUGGCUUUCCCGGCAUUCAGCACUGUGGGAGAGUGGCUGGAAGCCAUAGGGAUGGGCAGGUACCGGGAUAACUUCACUGCUGCAGGCUGCUGCUACCUGGAGUCCGUGGCCAGGAUGACAGCGCAAGAUGUCCUGAGCCUGGGGAUCACUCAGGCAGAGCACCAGAAGACCAUCCUGAGUGGCAUCCAGACCCUGCGGGCCCAGGUGAUCCAGAUGCAUGGCCGGGGCGUGCAGGUGUGACGUGGAGCACAGACCAGUGGAGCAGAAGGAGGUGCUGGCCCAUGUUGGACCAAAUCUCAGAAGCCUUGCAGUUUUGGAUGGGAUGUGGGAUCUGGUGGGCUGCUGCCAGAUGUGUCGUUCCAAGUGGUAAGAGGGCAGGGCAUGCCAUCCCUUGUGCUGGGGAAGCUGUGUUCCCAGGCACCAGGUACAGUGUACUUGGGUGGCUAUGGUUCUCCCCAUUGCUGCUCUGUAAGAUGAGUCAAACUGUAAUGACACCAUUUCACAUGGUAACUAGAUUAACAGGGUGGAUGAACAUUUCUGUGCUGUCUUCAUCCAGAGCUGACAGCAUUUUCCUAUCUAGCAUCCUACUGGUGAAAUCCAUGGGUAUUUUUAUACAGGCUGACAUCUUCUACCAACCUCACCAGAAGCUUUUAUUGCUUUUAUUUUUAGAGGCUCACACCCAGCUUCAGGAAGGUGACUUUGCCCAUCUGGCACGCUGGAAGGAAGCUCUGUCCCAGCCACGUCCCUUCCGCUCAGAGUCACCUUGCUGAAUUCUGACACCACUGUCAGUGAACAGAGACAAAUGUUCCCUGCCAAAGUGCAGUGCUGAAUGUUUGGACGGUGCUUUUGACAAGACAGUUUCAGAGGGGCGAAUGGAAGGCUUUGAAGAUAGCCACAGCCAAGAGAGGGCAAGUAGAGAAGCCUUGGGCUACCCUGCUGAUGCUUUCAGCCUUUGCCUUUUGUGCAGGUCCUGGUCCAUCAUUUCCCUGUGUGAGCCCACCAAGUGGGAUGGAAUUACAGAGCAGCAGCAGUGAGCAGGAACCUUCUGCCCUUGGAGGGCUGAUGCUAAAGCAGUUGGUGCUCCUUUAGCCCCUUUUCCCUGUUUCUUGCCCUGCAAAGUCUUGCAGGCAUCCUGUAUCCUCAUUGGCAGUGGGGGAGCGUGAUGGCACCGGGAGAUGCAGGAAGGCAAUGGGAGUGAGGUGUGCCCAUGGUGGCAAGCUGCUCCUUGCAGGUAGGAGACAUCUUUAGAAGUCUGAACAAGUGGAGGGGUCUGAUUACCCCCCAGUAUUAAUAUAGACCCUGUGAGGUCUGCCAGCAGCUGCGUUUGCUCUGCAAUCCCAACACUGUACCAUAGCUUAGGGGAGUGGUAUAGAAAUAACCACUGGAAAAGAGGGUGGGUACAGCUGGAUGUGGUACCCAUCCUGCAGAUAGAAACAGAGCUCUGCUGCGUGGCUGAGGGAUGGAGCCAGGGGUGCUGCUGGGCUCCAGGUGGGCACACAGCACUUUGUUUUGUAGCAGCCCUGCACAGCGUGCCUCGUGCACUGGCGUUUCUGCUACAGGCCCAAUCUGUGACAGAAGGCAUAAAUAGCAUCUGCUUAACAAUACGAGGUUUCUUUCAAGUUAGUUAAUUAAAUGGUCUUUGUAGCCUCGUACAGAGCUUUGUAGGCCUUUUAUUCUCAUCUGUACGUAUUGCAAGUGAAUUAUUAAUGACGAAAGACAAAGAUUUACAAAAGGAAUGAGUGCUGUGGAAGGUGUUCAGUGCAGUUGAAAAUCUGUAUGCGUAGGAUUCAGAUCUUCUGCAGCUAACCUGUGCCGAGGGGAUGCAUCUAAAAGGCAGUGAGCUGCAGGGCACUGACACAGCUUGCCUGCAGGGCUGGCGUGGCACCCACCUGCCCAGAAUGAGGUCACAUCUUUCCUGGCCCCACAGCCUUCACAGUUGCUUUAAGGAUCCAGCAAAGCCCCGUUCCUGAUGGGUUCCUUCGAACCAGCACAGUGCUGUGCCCGCAGAGCCCUCUGGCUUGGCUUCUUAGACCAGGGCUGUGAGUGCUCAGGACUACGUUUAACUUUGUUCAGCUAUUUCAAUGUGAUUGCAUUGGAGAUCAGAGCUCUUUGGCUGAACUCCAACGAGCGGAGUCAAGAAGGUGCUGGCUAAGUAUAUUUUUUUUUUCUGCCUCAUCUUGCCAUUUGAAGGCAGAGCUGCAGUGAGCUGCCACCAGCUCUCGGUGCUCUUCUCCUGCAGUUUGGACAUCAUUCUCUAAUGUCAUGAGGUCAUCUUUUGUUCGUUUGUUUACAGAAUUAAUUUGCCUUUAGGUUUUGCAGUUGUUGGGUCUGUUGCCAGCAUCCUGCCAUAUCACACCCAAAAGAGUAAUAAUUACGAACUGAAACCUUCAUUUGGUAGAAAUGCCAGAUCCCAAGGAUCAAGUGCAAUUUGUAUGCUCGUUAUGUUUACAUUUUAUCUAUAGAGAAAGUAUAUUAAGAGUUCUCUGGGCAGGGAGCUGAACCAACGUGAUUUCUGAUCCCACAUCUCCCACUCCUGUCCCUCCUGCAUGGAGGUGGCUGUAGGAUGGGCUGGGUGCAGGGUGAUGUGGUGCCAUGGUAGGCACCACACUCUGGAAAACUGCUGGCCAUGAGCACACAGGCGGCCUUAUCUGGGUCUGCAAUGUGCAGGAAGGUUGGGAUCAUCCUAGUGGUCUUUUUGACCCUUCAUGAUUGUAUGAUUCUAUGAAGGUGCUGAGGGCUCUGAGCAUCACAAGUGCAGUGGUGAGGAAGUGAAGCUAGCAAAAAGGAAUGGAACCAUGGCAAUAAGAACAGCAAUCAGCAGCUGGGGAAAUCGCUGGAGAGGUGCCCCAAUCUCUGUAACACCUAUCUGACCAUUGGGGGAAGCUGAGGAGCUGCUGAAGAGGCUGAAGCCUCUGCCCACAACUGUGCAUGGAGUCCAGUCCAUGAGUGCUCAUAUCUGAUGGCAGCACCUUGGAGCAGCUGGGAGGUGCUGGGUGCUCCUGUACAAGUGUUCCCAUGUCUAUGAGGGGACAGUGCAGGUCCCUGGGUGCCUGGUGAGUGAGGUCAGGUGUAGGGAUGCGUGCACAGCUGCACAGAAGUGCCUGAGAGCAAUGAAUUCUUGGCAAAAAAUGGAUGAGAGAGUGAAGUUUCCUUUCUGGCAGAUUAAAUGUUAUUCCUUGGGAAUGCUCCUGGGUUUUAUUUGUCUUUUAAGAACCUACAACCAAAGGCAAUGCUGACAAAAGCAACAGACCUGGCGAGCUCCAGUGCGCUGACCGCAUUCCCAGCAGAGGCAGAGGGGGAUGUUGGGGUGAGAAAGGGGAAGUCCUUGUCCUCGUCCUUCCCCAUCAGUGAGUUCACAAAGCCCCUUAAUCCACAUGGCUGAGCACUUGCAUGCUGGCUUUGUGCUGGAGUACUCCAAUUAAAAAUGAGACCAUUUUUCAGUCACUUCUUGAGCGUUUCCCCUGCAGAAUGAGGCUCCUGCACUGCAUUCUCUAUCUGCUCCCAAAAGAAAUUCUGUGUUUAAUUACUUUCCUGACUUCCUGUGGUUGAAGGAUGUGGUGUUUCACAGCUGUUUCUCCCUGAACAGCAUCAUUUGUGACCAGGGCAGGAGCAAGGAGUGCUUGCCAUCCUGGUCUGUGCUUCAUGGCUCACAGGUGGCACCAGCACACACCUGUAACUGAGCUCUCUCAGCCCUGAAGAUAAUCAGUUAAGCAGAUUAAGUUAUAAAUUCUUGCUACGAUUUUAAAAUUAACUCAUGCCCUCUCCACACCUCCUCUUAGGGGAAGUAUUCAAUGCCUUAUAAUUAAAUUGAUUAGCAGUGCUGUUGUGCAGCUGCUCAACCAAGGCAAACACUUCAAGAGGAGAUGCUCUCAGCCCAUCCAUGCAAAGUGGGCAGAGCUCCCCAAACACAUCGUGCUGGUGCUCAGGAAGGCACAGGGCAGAGCUCAACCCACCUGCACCAUUAGCACCAGGUGACUGGGUUGGAGAAGGGUGAGGAAGCAGCACUAAGUGACCUGCCUGAGCUGAUGGGUGUUUUGGGUUGGCAUCUUUAGGUUUCUGCUGAAGUCAUGCAGGAGGUCACCAGGGUUGGUGUCCCCAGACCCCCAUCCCACCCUGAGCAGCAUCAGCACCACAUGCACACAUGACCUCUGGGAUCUUGUUCCCUUCCUUGUUCCCUCCCUUGUUCCCAGCACGCUCUGUUCUCAUGCAGCCUCCUCUUGCUGCGCUGUUCCCUGUAUUCCUAAGGAGGAUGUCUCCACUAGAUGUUCCUCUUGGCCAGGGAGAAGAGGCACAGCCUCUUCUUGGGAGUUCUCUGCACAUCAUGGAGAAAUUCCUCUCUGCAAAUCCUCCCCUAUUGCAAUGAGCCCUGCAUUCCCCUUGGGCAGAAGGGCAGCUCCCAGCAGUGCUCCUCUCUGGGGCAGUUUCCUGCAGCCAGGAGUCAAGGCAGAUUUGGUCCAGAUCACGUUGGUUCACCUCCAGCUGCUUUUUGAUAGUCAUUAACCACGUGUUAUAUACUGUAAAUACAUACUUGAGAAGUCAAUAUAUAUUUUUAUAAGCUUGAAACAAAUGUAAUAUAAGAUCAUAAGGGACACUGUGUACAUUCAAUGUUUGAGAUAUAGUCAGACAUCUCCAGGGAAUCACUGUUGGUUUGGAAUAAUAAUAAUAGAUGGUAAUAAAGAUCUAUCGACAUUUUUGUUAAUUUUGUAUUUAUUGAACUAUGUUUGAAGAUUGCAAUAAUGAGAUGCCUAAAUACCGAAGUAAAAACAACACUAAUUCUGUC